Molecule: messenger RNA, 618 nt
Organism: Entamoeba dispar SAW760
Lineage: Eukaryota; Evosea; Mastigamoebida; Endamoebidae
Product: methylene-fatty-acyl-phospholipid synthase, putative
Exons: 2
Coding region: 1-618 (205 amino acids)
Biological process (GO): phosphatidylcholine biosynthetic process
Molecular function (GO): S-adenosylmethionine-dependent methyltransferase activity
Source: RefSeq, a predicted model, not a curated record
AUGUUAGAAUUUGUUAUGGAUCAAUACGCUACUCUCUCCGCAUUAUUUAUCUUUGCAUCACCUGCUGUAUGGAAUACCCUUGCUCAUAUAGAAUAUUUUACUCAUAAGAUUUCACAAAUGUUCCGUGGAAAUAAAGAAAAUGGAUUUAGAUUUGUUAUGUGUAUUAUUAUUAGUAUGCAAAUCAUUAGAAAUAUAUUCUUCUAUAUGGCAUGUACAAGUGCUGUUCCAAUGAUUCCAGCUAUUGAUUCAUUCCUUAGUUCUAUUCCAACUUUAGUUAAUAUUAUUGCUAUUCCUAUUCAAAUUUUUGGUUGGAUUCUUUCUAUUAGUUCAUUCUAUAGACUUGGAUUUAAAGGAACAUAUGAAGGUGAUUGUUUUGGAUUCCUUUUCGAUGAAAUGAUAACUUCAUUCCCAUUUGGAUUUGUUCCACACCCAAUGUAUUUUGGUGGUGCUCUUUUGUUUAUUAGCUCUGCUUUGUAUUAUUAUUCAUCAACUGGAUUAAUUCUUUCAAUUUGGUCAAUUGUCGUUUAUUGCAUCUUCUCAUAUCUUGUAGAACAACCACUUACUAUUUUAAUUUAUUCCAAUAAAAAAACACAACAUGAUGAGAAGAAAGAAGAGUAA